CUUUCUUCAAACCCUAACAAAACCCAACACCAACAAAUGCAAAACCCAACACUUCAUAUUCAAAUUCACAUCUCCAUUAGAGAAUCCAUUAUGUUCAUUCUCAAGACAUGGAGGUCAAUUGCUUUUGGUGUACACGGGUACAUGAAUUCCACCAAAACUGGUUUCAUGGAACACUCAAAGAAUUUCAAGUCAGAAGAUAUGCAAACUCAAAUAGAAGGGAAGAAUUGCAUAGUGACAGGAGCUAAUUCUGGUAUCGGUUAUGCAACUGCUGAAGGUCUUGCUUCACGUGGGGCAAAUGUAUAUAUGGUAUGCCGUAAUAAGGAGAGGGGAGAAGCGGCUCUUUCUGAAAUCCAGUCAAAGACUGGGAAUAGUAAUGUUCAUUUGGAGGUGUGUGAUCUUUCAUCGGUUAGUGAGAUCAAGUCUUUUGCAUCCAAGUUUUCAAAGAAGGAUGUACCGAUUCAUGUUUUGGUUAACAAUGCUGGUUUGCUUGAGUAUAAUCGGAUUACCACAUCAGAAGGAUUCGAGUUGAAUUUUGCUGUAAAUGUACUAGGCACUUUCACUAUGACAGAAUCAAUGUUGCCACUGCUGGAAAAAGCUGCUCCUGAUGCUCGAGUCAUCACAGUUUCUUCAGGUGGAAUGUACUCUGUUCCCUUGACUAAUGAUCUUCAGUUUAGUGAUGAUAAAUUUGAUGGUGUGACACAAUAUGCUCGAAACAAGCGAGUUCAGGUGGCACUGACAGAAAAAUGGGCUGAAAUGUAUAAAAAUAAGGGGAUUGGAUUCUAUGCGAUGCACCCUGGGUGGGCUGAGACAUCUGGACUUGCUAAAAGUUUGCCCGGUUUUUACAAAUUGCUAUCAGGAAAUCUUAGAACGAUUGAAGAAGGUGCAGACACGGUCAUUUGGUUGGCUUUACAGCCAAAAGAAAAUUUGGUAUCUGGCGCAUUCUAUUUUGACCGAGCUGAAGCUCCUAAACACUUGAUGUUUGCAGCAACCAGGAGCUCUCAUACCAUGAUUGAUUCCAUCAUUGGCAAUCUCCGUUCUUUCUCUGGUCUUUCUGCUCUUUCCUCAUAAACUGAAAAAUUCAGGUUGCAAUAUUUCAUGUUUGGGAAAAAUUUUCUUAUUCCAUUGUUCCAGAAAUUUGAUGUAAAACUCAGACAGCAAUCCAACUUUAAUAGAAACAUAGAUUUGGCUGAA
This is a messenger RNA of Vitis riparia (riverbank grape), 1191 nucleotides long. Its product is annotated as dehydrogenase/reductase SDR family member 12. The record is from RefSeq and is a predicted model, not a curated record. NCBI's taxonomy places the organism in Eukaryota, Viridiplantae, Streptophyta, Magnoliopsida, Vitales, Vitaceae. The transcript has 10 exons. The coding region runs from base 37 to 1068 and encodes 343 amino acids.